AUGUUGCCUGAGCAGGCCAGAGGGCCUUGUACGUCCAGAACACAACAAGAGCCAAUUCUUCGCAUCCAAAACCAUCCAUACGCAGGACGAUCGUACCACGCCACCCGUGACCUUCCGGCACAGGGCAUCGUGAUCGAGGCAUCCACCCCGUAUACAUACACGAUCUGGAAGCAGUUCAGAAACGAAGUCUGCUCGGAAUGUUGGAGGUACGAGGGCGGGAGAAGAGGUUUCCUAACGAGGAAGGAUGACGAAGACUAUCCGGAAAGUAGAGAGGCCAGCCGGGAGGGAACGCUAAGACUACAAGAAAAGGCGAGUGUAGGAGCUGGACUCUGGUUCUGUGACGGUCUUUGCCAAAAACAAUGGUUGGAGAGAGAAGGCUUAUUUAUGGUUCAAUUGCUGAAGACCUUGGAGGAUGCGCGCCAAAAGAAGGACAAGGGUGUACGGGACGUCGAAAUUCAACCAAAGGACAUCGAGAUUACUACAGAAACGAUAGAGCGCAUGUGGGGUGCGAUCCGCCAGAAGGAGGCUUCACCAAAGGAGGUCAGGAAAUGGAGAGACAUCCAACUAGACAACUUCGAGACAGAUAUAGCCAGAUACGUAUUACUUGCUCUCGUCCAUAUGCACCGCGAACGACAUCAAUCGUCACAGACGUAUGCGCAGGUGCAGAAAGCCACCAAGGUUGGCACAGAUAGCGUGGAUGAAGCGCCAAAAGACAGGAAAGACAUGAGAGAGUUCGGUGAGGCGACAUGGGACGAUUUUGCGUCUCUACAGCCGAAUGAGCUUCAGCAUUUGGGAGCAUACCCCGAGCUAUUGGAUAACCAGACCAGGGUGUAUCAGGUCCUCAAGGGGAGAUUUGGUGACGAACGGGCGACAAAUCAAAGUUCGACUGUGCCGACGAUAAGGAACGGCGGAGAAGAAAUGGCGCGAGAUGGGAAUGCGAGGAUAAUAGAGCACAAGAGCGGAGGAUUGCGCAUUCGGCAGGAGAACAUUGCCCAGCUUCCGGACUUGGGAAGAGUCAUCACUAUAGAAAACGUCCGUACAGCACUGAGCGUCGACCCAGGGAACUCUUUCGGGAUAUGGGAGGUGCCAUUGACCGACGAGAGCGAAUGUCUUGGUUUCGCGGUGUAUCCCAAGCUCUCGUUCUUCAACCAUCGUGAGUUCCAGAAGCUUGUCAAGUGUGGUCGGGCGCCGCGACGGGGUUUCGAGACUGCACUAAUGUGGGAGCAGAACAGGGACACUGACCACACCUUCUAUUUGCAGAUUGUUUGCCCAACGUUAGCAAGGUGCGUGACGGACGCGCAUUGCGAUUUGUGA
Messenger RNA from Fibroporia radiculosa, 1314 nucleotides. RefSeq lists its product as uncharacterized. The transcript has a single exon. Bases 1 to 1314 code for a protein of 437 amino acids. The record is from RefSeq and is a predicted model, not a curated record. Lineage: Eukaryota; Fungi; Basidiomycota; Agaricomycetes; Polyporales; Fibroporiaceae.